ACUCAGUGUCAAGUACACAUACAUAAAUACAUAGAUAUAUCUAUAUCUAUCACACGUUUCUCGCGAAUCUUCCACUUUCAUAAUUGUCACUCUUAACUUUUUCGAGCUGAUAAGAACGGAACCGCACCUUCGGGUCGUCUGGGAAGGCGAAGAGAAAAAUUUCUGGAGAAGUUUUCCCUCGAAACAAAUGGGCACCUAAGGCUCUAAUUUUGGCAGUAUCUAAUUGGUGUGCUUUUGGAAAGGAAAGCUAAUAUUGGCAUAUACAAUUAUACACAAUGGAAAAUUCUGAAGAAAGUAAUUUGAACUUGCCUAUGAUGGAAAAAACGGGGAGUAGUGAUUAUUUGUCGAUUUUCACAGACCAUGGAUCAUUAGGAAUUGUUGGUGCAGUUACUGUUGCAAUUCUUAUACCUUUAUUUCUUUCAACACUUGUUGGGAAGAAAAAGGUAAAACAAAGGGGAGUUCCUGUAGAGGUUGGUGGUGAGCCAGGUCUAGCAAUGCGCAAUGCUAGGUCGGUCAAAAUGGUUGAGGUUCCUUGGGAAGGGGCCACGACUAUGGCGGCUUUAUUUGAGCAGUCUUCUAAGAAGCAUUCACGAAAUCGGUUUCUUGGAAGAAGAAAGCUGAUAUGUAAGGAUUUGGUCACCGCUAGUGAUGGGAGGAAGUUUGAGAAACUACACUUUGGGGACUAUCAGUGGGAGACUUACGGGCAGAUAUUUGAUCGUGCUUGCAACUUUGCAUCUGGACUUGUUAAAUUAGGUCAUGAUGUGGAUACUCGUGCUGCCAUUUUUGCUGAAACGCGGGCAGAGUGGCUCAUCGCUUUUCAAGGAUGCUUCCGGCAGAAUGUUACUAUUGUUACUAUCUAUGCUUCUCUAGGUGAAGCCGCUCUAAUCCACUCACUUAAUGAGACCCAGGUAUCAACGUUGAUCUGCGAUUCAAAGCAAUUGAAGAAGUUGGCUGCAAUAAGUUCAAGCCUGAAAACUAUAAAAAAUGUCAUUUACUUUGAAGAUGAAGAAACUUCAAGUGAUUCUGAUUUAUCCAGAGAUGUAAACAGUUGGACAGUUUCAUCUUUUACUGAAGUUGAAAAACUUGGGGUGAACCACCCUGUUCAUCCUAGACUACCUAUCAAGUCAGAUAUAGCGGUUGUUAUGUAUACAAGUGGCAGCACUGGGCUACCAAAGGGAGUUAUGAUAACGCAUGGCAACAUUGUAGCCACUGCAGCUGCAGUCUUGACAGUGAUUCCUGAACUGAAAAGUAAUGAUGUUUACUUGGCAUACUUGCCUCUAGCUCAUGUUUUUGAAUUGGCGGCAGAGUCUGUGAUGUUGGCUGCAGGUUGUGCCAUUGGUUAUGGUUCAGCACUGACUUUAACUGACACUUCCAACAAAAUCAAGAAAGGAACCAAGGGAGAUGCUUCCAUGUUGAUGCCCACCGUCAUGACAGCGGUUCCAGCAAUAUUAGACCGUGUUCGCGAUGGAGUUUUGAAGAAGGUUGUGGAGAAGGGAGGUAUCGCUAAGAAACUUUUUGACAUUGGAUAUAAGCGCCGACUAGCAGCUAUAGAAGGAAGCUGGUUUGGAGCUUGGGGAUUAGAGAAACUAUCGUGGGAUGUCAUUGUUUUCAAAAAGAUACGCUCUGUACUGGGGGGAAAUAUUCGAUUUAUGCUCUGUGGUGGAGCUCCUUUAUCUGGAGAGACACAACGAUUUAUCAACAUAUGCAUGGGGGCUCCUAUUGGUCAAGGGUAUGGCCUGACAGAAACAUGUGCUGGAUCUGCUUUUACUGAGUUUGAUGACAUUUCCAUUGGGCGUGUUGGUCCACCUCUUCCAUGUUGUUACAUUAAGCUUGUCUCUUGGGAAGAAGGUGGGUACAAGAUAUCAGACAAACCUAUGCCCCGAGGAGAGGUUGUGGUGGGUGGGUUCAGUGUCACUGCUGGUUACUUUAAUAAUGUUGCAAAAACUGAGGAGGUGUACAAGGUUGAUGAGAGGGGAAUGCGCUGGUUCUAUACUGGUGACAUUGGGCAGUUCCAUCCUGAUGGAUGCCUUGAAAUUAUUGACAGAAAGAAGGAUAUUGUUAAACUCCAACAUGGAGAGUACAUCUCUCUUGGCAAGGUUGAGGCAGCACUGAUGUCGAGCAAUUAUGUAGAGAAUGUAAUGGUUCAUGCAGAUCCCUUCCACAGUUUCUGUGUAGCCCUAGUUGUUCCCUCCCAUCAAGUCCUUGAGAAGUGGGCUGGAGAAGGUGGUGUCAAUUACAAAGAUAUUUCAGAGUUGUGUGACAAAAAAGAAGCUGUCAGUGAAGUCCAACAAUCACUUUCCAAGGUAGCAAAAACUGCCAAGUUGGACAAGUUCGAAACUCCUGCAAAAAUUAAGUUGAUGCCUGACCCGUGGACACCUGAGUCUGGAUUAGUUACUGCUGCACUCAAAAUAAAGAGGGAACAACUGAAGGCCCGAUUCAAAGAUGACCUUGAAAAGUUAUACGCAUGAAGCCUUCUGACAGUUCAUAUGUUGCUCUAUUAUGUUUUUUGUUUUACUGAUAACAAAUUUUGGUGAUUCUGUAUCGUUUUGUCACCUAUGAAAACGGGAUUUUCACUAGUGUUGGCUCUGUAACCUGUGUUUCCUAAUUAGAAGUCUAUUUUGGGUGUUGGUUUCCA
Messenger RNA from Cornus florida, 2635 nucleotides. Its product is annotated as long chain acyl-CoA synthetase 8. The record is from RefSeq and is a predicted model, not a curated record. Bases 276 to 2468 code for a protein of 730 amino acids. Gene Ontology annotation, cellular component: endoplasmic reticulum; membrane. The transcript is spliced from 12 exons. Lineage: Eukaryota; Viridiplantae; Streptophyta; Magnoliopsida; Cornales; Cornaceae. Gene Ontology annotation, molecular function: long-chain fatty acid-CoA ligase activity.